AAGCAGAUCAAUGAAUCCACGGAUGAUAGAUAGGGGCUUUUCCUACUGUACUACGUAACAAACACGAUGGCUGGAAUUAUAUAGAGCCGCUUCUUCUUGGCCCUGAAAAGAGUCCGGGAAGAAAAAAUUGGAAAAACCCCUCGGCUAAAGGGGAAACGCCUUAAAUGCCUGAAGUGUGGAGACAACUUCAGGGCAGUGCUGCUAGUUCAGGUCAAAGAACUCCCCCUGGGGAGAAAUUGUACAAAAACAUGGGAGAUGAAGAGAGUUUCAACGGGAGAAGAAAUCUACGUUCACAUCGAAGAACUCGCCCUUUGGAGAAACCAUAUAAAUGCGUGGAAUGUGGAUUACACUUUAGCUUUAAAAGUCUCUUUACUUCACAUCAAAGAACUCACACAGGAGAGAAACCCUAUAAAUGCUUAGAAUGUGGAAAGAAUUUCAGUCACAGCCAUAGCCUCAGUACCCAUCAAAGAAUCCAUACGGGGGAGAAACCGUAUAAAUGCAUGGAAUGUGGGAAAAGCUUCAGCCAGAAGGCGAUCCUGAAUUCACACCAAAGGACUCACACAGGAGAGAAACCAUAUAAAUGCACAGAAUGUGGAUUUACAUUCUCUCAGAGGAGCAGCCUGAAUUCACACCAACUAACUCACACAGGGGAGAAACCGUAUAGGUGCAUGGAAUGUGGAAAGGACUUCAGUCACAACCAUAGCCUUAGUUCUCAUAAAAGAACUCACACUGGGGAGAAACCAUAUAAAUGCAUGGAAUGUGGAAAGAGCUUCAGCCAAAGCAGUAGCCUUAGUAACCAUGAAAGAACGCACACUGGGGAGAAACCAUAUAAAUGCAUGGAAUGUGGGAAGAGUUUCAGUCUAAGCAAUAGCCUUCGUUUACACCAGAGAACUCACACGGGGGAGAAACCAUAUAAAUGCAAGGAAUGUGGGAAGAGCUUCAGCCGCAGCUUUAACCUGAAUUCACACCAAAGAAUCCACACUGGGGAGAAACCAUAUAAAUGCAUGGAAUGUGGGAAGAACUUCAGUCAGAGCACUAACCUCAGAUCACAUCAUAGAACUCACAAAGGAGAGAGGCCAUUUAAAUGCAUGGAAUGUGGGUAAAGCUUCAGCCACAGCCAAAGCCUUUGUUCCCAUCAGAGAACUCAC
Molecule: messenger RNA, 1148 nt
Organism: Pogona vitticeps (central bearded dragon)
Lineage: Eukaryota; Metazoa; Chordata; Lepidosauria; Squamata; Agamidae
Source: RefSeq, a predicted model, not a curated record